UGUACAAUAGUUGUUAGUGCACUAGAAGCGAACGUCAUCAAAAUGUGUCAUGCACUCUUGACUCUAGGAUAAGAAUUCAGACGCAAAGGCACCAUCGGGAAAUCUCUACGAGAACUAUCAUCUAGCUUAUUUACUUGUAAAACGAAAUGUGUGAAAAAUAUGAUGGACUUGCCACUUGCAUACGGUAUUAACAAUUCUAGCGAGCUGCUGUUAGACACUAGUGGCUUCCGCUGACUGCACAUGUUCAGUGGUCGCUGCAGAAUAUCCUUGGCAAUUUGGCAUCGUGGUGAUUUUGUGAGCAAGACUGCUUCUUGUGGAAUCUCCGUUUGAUUGGAUUGCAGGUUAUCCAUCGAUUGAUACAUCAAUCCGCAUCCUACGAGGAGUGUCUAGCGGGGAUCCAUGAUAAAUCGUGCGGCGCCAGCAGGUGGCGGUUUUUAAAUGGCAAUCAGCUGAUCGCAGUAUUGUGGGAAUUUGCAGCGCAUUUCCUGCCAACUCACAGUGGUCCUGUUUGGCACGGAUUCACGUUAUUUACCGAUUAAUAAUCUAAUCUCUUUGUAAUCAUUCUGGCCAGAGCCUACCUCUUCCUUCGAAAAGUGUUCUCACUACUAUCAUUGUUUCGGCCGCCUCGAUCGGCAUUCGGGUGAUCGGGCAGGAUGAUGGGCAUGCUGGACAGUUUCCACGAGGAGCACGAUGAACUGCCGGAGCGACAGCAGGCGGCGGAAUUCUACGCCAAAUACCAGGCCAAGGAGAUUCUGGGGCGUGGCGCCAGCAGUGUGGUGCGGCUGUGCGUGGAGAAGGACACCGGACGGGAGUACGCCGUCAAGGUCAUCGACGUCAACGGCGACGUCAAUCCCGACAGUCAGGAGGCCCGCGAUAUCUACGAUGCCGCCAUGAAGGAGAUCCAGGCGUUGCGGCUGUUGGCCGGCCAUCCCAACAUCAUCGAGCUGCACGACGUGUUCAUCUCGCCGGCCUUCCUGUUCCUGGUGUUCGAGUUGUGCCGGAAAGGCGAGUUGUUCGACUACCUGAACCGUGUGGUGACGCUCAGCGAGAAAAAGACACGCAUCAUCAUGCAGCAGCUGCUGGGCGCCGUGCGCUUCAUCCACGACCGCAAUGUCGUCCACCGCGAUCUCAAGCCGGAGAACAUUCUCAUGGACGACGAACUCAACGUCAAGGUCACGGAUUUCGGCUUCGCCGCCAUGCUCACCGAUGAACAACAAGGUUUGACGGAUUUGUGCGGCACACCGGGCUACCUGGCCCCGGAAGUAUUACGGGCCAACAUGUACGAGAAGCAGGCGCCCUACGGGAAACCGGUGGAUCUGUGGGCCUGCGGAGUCAUCAUGUACACACUGCUGGCAGGUUAUCCGCCUUUCUGGCACCGCAAACAGAUGGUUAUGCUGCGCCAUAUUAUGGAAGGUCAAUACUCCUUCGCCAGUCCAGAGUGGGCGGACGUGGGCGACGUUCCGAAAGAUUUGAUCCGCCGUCUCUUGACCGUGGAUCCCCACCAACGCAUCACUGCAGCCGCCGCCCUGCAACACGAUUUCUUCCAGAUCAAGACCCAUCUGGACGUGCAUGUGGCGGCACGGCUGCGUCUUAAACGCAGCCUGUUGCUGGUGCGAGCAGUUACUCGGUUACGGCGGCUGCGCAUCACGCCGCAGCCCAUCUCGCGGGUACAAGUGCAGCGUGAUCCCUACAAGAUCCGCGUCGUCCGCAAGAUGGUGGACGUGGCGGCCUUCCGCAUGUACGGCCACUGGGUGCACAAGGGGGAGGAACAGAACCGAGCGGAUCUUUUCCAGAACUCACUCAAACUGGAGAUGAAAACGCUCAUGCACAGUCAAAUCAAAGUCAACUGAGCAGAGCCGUGAGAUCGGCUGCUUGUUGGGGACCAUUUGCGGGUGAUUUCCGGUUGAAAAUGUGUUUGCCAGUUUUUACCGGUUUUUGGGUGAUGUCACUGAUGUGUAUUUUGCAACAGCUUUCAGUCAUCUUAAGAUAGCGCAUUUUGCGAAUAUAUAACUGGGGUUUUUAUUUAAAAAGAAAAGAUAGGGUAUACUACAGGUCUACAACAAAGUCUCGCGUGACGACAAUAAAAGAAGAAU
Molecule: messenger RNA, 2093 nt
Organism: Paramacrobiotus metropolitanus
Lineage: Eukaryota; Metazoa; Tardigrada; Eutardigrada; Parachela; Macrobiotidae
Product: phosphorylase b kinase gamma catalytic chain, skeletal muscle/heart isoform-like
Exons: 5
Coding region: 654-1850 (398 amino acids)
Biological process (GO): protein phosphorylation; glycogen biosynthetic process
Cellular component (GO): phosphorylase kinase complex
Molecular function (GO): phosphorylase kinase activity; ATP binding; calmodulin binding
Source: RefSeq, a predicted model, not a curated record